AUGGCUGGAGGACAAGAAAAAUGGUAUUUUACAAAAGAGCAACUAGUGAAUUCUCCAAGCAAGAAAUGCGGUUUAGAUGCAGAUAAGGAGCUAGCAUAUAGGCAGCAGGCCGCAAAUCUUAUCCAGGAUAUGGGCCAGCGGCUUCAAGUGUCACAGCUAUGUAUCAACACUGCGAUAGUGUACAUGCACAGGUUCUACGCGUUCCACUCGUUCACACAGUUUCACAGGAACGCCAUAGCCGCGGCCGCGCUCUUCCUUGCCGCGAAGGUGGAGGAGCAGCCCAGAAAAUUAGAAUAUGUUAUAAAAGUAGCACACGUCUGCCUCCACAGAGGUGAGAGUGUGAAUGCCCUACAGCCCGAACAGUAUACUGAACAGGCGCAGGACCUGGUAUUCAACGAGAAUGUACUACUACAAACUUUAGGUUUCGAUGUAGCGAUCGACCACCCUCACACGCACGUUGUACGCACCUGUCACCUUGUCAAAGCACCCAAAGACCUGGCGCAGACCUCAUAUUUUAUGGCAUCGAACAGUCUACACUUGACUACGAUGUGCCUGCAGUACCGGCCUACGGUGGUCGCGUGCUUUUGUAUACAUUUGGCUUCCAAAUGGAGCAACUGGGCGAUACCACAAUCACACGAGGGCCGCCACUGGUUCUCGUACGUGGACCGCAGCGUGACCAGCGACCUGCUGGAGAAGCUCACCGCAGAGUUCCUGCAGAUAUUCGAGAAAUGCCCGUCCAGGCUUAAGAGGAAGAUGAUGUCUAUGUCCAAUACGCCAGGUGGGUCGCCACACUCUGGCACGCCGCACCCGGGGUCAUCGAACUCCAUGGACAAGAAACACCCCAUGCCGCCAAACUCUGAUGAGUUCGACAAGUCCUUUGAUAAGGAAUAUGAACGCGAACGACGUCGCCAGCCCGUCCCUGGCGGGUAUGUCCCCGCAACAGCAGCACAACCCACCGCUCAACAGCCCCAGAAGAUUGACUACAAUCUGUAUAGGGAGAAGAGGGAGAGGGAAGAACGGGAGCGGAGGGAAGAAAGAGAGAGACAGAGACAGAUGCAGCAGCCGAGGCCCGGCCAACCGCCGCCCCGCCCCGGACAACCAAACCAACCCCCUCCCCCUCACCCCCGGCCGCCCUCGCACCACCAUAAGCCUCACCAGCCCUGGCCCCACCAUGCCAAGCCCCCCCACCACAAACCCCAUGACCACAAGCCCAACGAACACCGGCACAGACCCGUCCCAGGUCCCUCCUCAACAAUACAACCCCAACAACAAACUCAACCCCCAAGCCAACCCCCGGAAAUACAAAGAACUCGACCCCCAUCCUUGUUCUCACCGGAAAACGCUACGACACCCCUCGCGGCCGCCACAGCCCCGAGGCGGCCCAAUCCCAAUCCCCCACCCGUCCGGCCCAAAGAACAACUGCGACCCCCCAACCCACAAAUGCCCCCCCAAAACCCCCCACCGGAAAGACCCCCGAGCCCGAGAAAACGACCCGAUCCGUCGCUCGCUAUCCGAGAAAUGCAACCCCCUGCAAUCUUAUCCCCCUUCUCAUCCCCCCCCGCUAAGGAAGUCCAAAUCAAACAAGAGAUUCAAACACAAAAACCUAGGCCGAGAAUACCGUCCAAUUCUGAACCGGAAUUGAUUCCCGUCGUUAAGAAAAUCGAGGAAACUCCAGGCUACGAAAAUGUACUGAGAGAUUCGCAAAGAGGCUCCGCGAUCAGAACGAAAGAAUACAAACAGCCUGAACGAAUAAAAACUGAAAUUAAGACGGAAACAAAGACGGAACCUCGGUCGUUGAAUGGUAUCGAAACGGAUCCCACUCUUGUGUCCAAUCUAUUGAAGGAAAGCUUAGCGAAACCCGCGCCUAUCACAGUCGCGACGGAAAAGAAAUCUCCGCAAAUAGAAAUCAAAAAGGAACCGGAACCCCCCCCACUACAGCCCGCAGAACCACCCCCCCAACCGACAGAGGCCAGCGAACACAAACACAAGAAAGAGAAGAAGAAAAAGGACAAACACAAACACAAAGAUCGCGACAAGUCGAAAGAGGAGCGUAAGAAACAUAAAAAAGAUAAAAAGAAAGAAUCGCCGCCGCCUGCGGUUCCGCAAGAGACAAUAGACGGGCCUUUGAAGAUAACUAUUCCCAGGGAUAAAUUAGGAUCGUCACCUGGACUGAAGAUAAAAAUACCUAAAGAUAGGUUGGCGGCGCCGCCGCCGCCGCCGCAAACGGGACUUAAAAUCAAGAUAUCCAAAGAAGUUUUGGAGACAUCGAGGAAAAGGAGCCAGCCUGCGCCGGCGCCGGCGCCCCCGCCCAAGAUGGCGAGGCACAACGGAGCGCCCCCUAAGGUCGAGCCUACGGGGAACGGGCAUGCGUGCAAGUGACGUCACUGCCACGCCCACAGCGCCUCGUGUGUCGACGUUCCUGACAACUUUCGGACCUCACUAGCGUAGUGUAUCGGUUUUUUUUUCCUUUUUUUUUCUCCUGUUGAUCGUCUCUCGUGCGCACAUCGAUGAAAGUAAACGUGUGGAGUGAUAUUUUCUCUUGAAGUGGUUACAAAAGUAAAUUUAAAAAAAUCGGUCGGAUUUUGAGUAUUUUACGACAAGUGUUCAACUAUCUUGCUGUCUCUUUCUAGCCUAGCGAAGCGAGAUAAAGACGGCAAGGGGAUAGAGGAUAUUUAUUUCGUAAAAUGACUCAAGUUUUUGGCCGUUUUUAUCGUUUUGUAAAUUUUCAAGAUGGAAUAACUACUUCAAGUUGGAAUACUCUUUUUUUUAUUAUUAUUUAUAUAUGGUUUGUAACUAACGCUGGCAAUUUUUAACCGUAAACGUUACAUGCAUGGAACUAAUUACGUUCUUGCAAAAACAGCAAGGCCAUAAAAAAAAAUGUAACAAAAAUAUAAAAAAUUGUCUGGAGUUAGUUCCCCAUGUGACUUAAAUAUAGCAAUAUGUAUAAUAUUGAGUCGAUGUGUGGUGCGACUUGUAUAGCGAACGGAAGAUUUUGGCUCUGUUUGGAUGUGAUUAGAUUAAGAUAAUAAAAAAAAACUGUAAAUAUUAUUAUUCGUUAAAAAUACGAUAAAUCACGAUUAUUCGCUUGCACAUUAGUGGAGUAUACUAAAUUUAGAUUGACGCGUGGGAAGCGGACAUUGACCUUUAUAUUUCUGUCUCUUUCGAUUAUCUUAAAGUUAAGAUCAGUUCACUCACUUAAGAUAAAUACCCGAUAGAUUAAACCAAUGACAGUAAAUUGCAUAUAUAUUUCUAUUAUAGGUUUUUUGUUGUUUUCAGUACACUAAUUGUUAACAAAAUAGUAAUUUUCAAGCGUAUAAAGGUCAAAAUACUCUUUUUAUAUUAUCAGUUGAUCUUAAUAUUCUAAAAUACGAAAUUUUGUGCAAUAAAUAUUAUAUAAUCACUUCUAAAAAACUUUGCCUGUAUAAAUUCUUGAUUAGAAAUACGAAAGUUAGCAUAGGAUUCCUUCGAUAUUAUACAUACUUCUAUAACAGAGGAACCACAGGCAAGGGCCUUAAACGAAUAACUCAUUAUAUAGGCAACCUAAUAACAGCGUUACUGGUAUCAAACGCAAAACCUCCUAAAGAUUACUUGGGUACAUCAAAACAAGCAACUUUUAUUCUACGACUUUUCGUGAUUCGUAGUUUUUUUUUUUUUUCAUAUAAAAAAAAUGCAAUCUAAUUUGCGAUUCUACACAUCUUUAAUCUAUGUAAUAGCCAAGCAACACGAGACAUUACAUUAUCGUAAUGUAGCGGAAUCGAAUAUAGAGUUAACGUUUUAUAGAAGCGACAUUAAUACUAAAAAAAAGGACAUUUUUGUAUUUAUUACGUUUAGACAAAAGUCGUAGAACAAAUGAUGUUACUCUCUAUGUACCUUAUGCGCCUUUGGAAGAUUAUGCGUUAGAUACCAGUAUACCUGUAUUCAUAAAAAUAUAAUUUAAAGAAAAUGGGAAUCAUACAACAUAGCAAUAAAAAAAUAUAUUCCUCAAUUAUAUGUAAAUAGAUGCUUCGAGACUGAACUUAAGUACUGAGUAUAUGAAACUGAAUUACUAAACAUAGAUGAGAGAAAACGUUUACUAACAUUUUGUUAAUCGAUACGUAGAAUAUAGAGGACGCGAUAAAAAAUUCAGAUCCACGUAUAAUUUUUGUACAAUCAGUGUAAAUGAAAGUUAUGAAUUCAAAUAUAUAUUAGGUACAUUUAGUGUGUGAGCCAAAAUCGUUCCGUAAACAAUGUGAGAAAGAGAGGGAAGGUGCGGGACGCAGGUUUACUAAACACGGCCAUUGACGCCGAAAACCUUGUGCUUUAUGGUAAUACUAACGAAAAUGAACCAAACUGUUUUGGGGGCAAAUUCACUAAAAAAUAAAUAUGCUUUGUUUAUUACUGGACUUUUAGGUUAUUUGUAACCUUGAGCCAACAACUCGUAUUUAUCCAGUACGUUCACAGGCACUAUUUCACGUCAAAUUUUAAAUUAUAUGUUUAAAAUAUUAGUAUUUUUCUGAAAUUGAAAUAUUAGUAAUAUAAUACUAGCAUUUCGGAACGACCACUGCUGAGAAGAAAUGCCGAAAGAAACUCAUUCAAACAGUGUUGGUCCCUAUUAUGCCAGAAGGGCUUACCAUUUUAUAAAUAUAAAUUUAUGUAUAUUUUUUAUCAGUAAUAUAACAAUGUAAGUACACAAUAAAGUACAUGGUCAAAAGGUAUACUUAAACAUAUUACGAUUGUGAUCAAGUGCGGAACGACCACUGCUGAGAAGAAACAUUUAAACAGUGUUGGUCCCUCUCGUGCCAGAGGGGUUGCCAUUAUUAUAUUUCUUUUCUAGUAACAUAAGGUAGAUAGAGUACUCUGGUAAAAUAUACAUAUAUAAAGACGAUUAACCAAAUAAAAUAAAUGAGAAUCGAUUCGACCACUUCUCUGGCAAUUGCACGAGUUGACGUAUGGCUCAGCCAUCGCGAACCUCAAUCAUAAUAGAGGAAAAACUCACGACUAUCCAUCAAAAGCUAAAUACACAUUUUUAUAUAAAAAAAUGUCUUAAAAACAGAAAUUGCUCUUAAAAUAGUUUCAUUUAAUUUUGUUAGCCGUAUAUAAUAUUGUUAUGAUAUAUAAUAGUAAUAUAUUUUUUGCCACUAUAUAUAAUCCAUGUAUAGCGGGCACCGUGCAUAGCUUUUCAUGUUUAACCAAUCAGUAUAUUACUGUUAAAUAUUAUAUUUAAGUCGUACAAAGCCAGAAAAUCGGAAGAGACGCUGUUAAAAAAAUGUGUAAAUUACUUUAAAAAAAAUUAAAAAUGUCGUUUCCGAUUUUUGUUGGUUUUGGUAAUGUAUAUUAAUGGUGAGAUUUUAAUAUUAGUUUUAAUUUUGUUUUUUACGGGCUGGCUUAGAUUCUUAUGGUAUUUUUCUAUUUCUGGCCAGUCUCGAGUGGAAGCAUGGUGGGCCCGUCACACCACGGUAUCAUCUUUAUGUGCCUAUAAAAAAAGAAAACAAUAUUACGGUUAUGACUUGACUAUUAAAAAAUAUAUAUUUUAUUUUAAAAAGGUACAAUUACAGAACUUAAUUUAAGUUCUGUAAUACUAAUUUAAAUGAAUCUGCACAUCUGUGAAUCUGUGUUAAUUCUGAAAUUCUAAUAACGAUUGUACACAACACAUUCGGUAAUCGUGCAUAUAGGCAGAUUGCAUCUAAAUGCAUUGUGGUGUUGCUGCCGUCAUAUUGUAAAAAUAGUGUAAUAGUAGUGUUACGACCAUAAAAAAGACGAAAAACCGUGGUAUUCCGGGUCCUCUAUAAAGGUCACUGGUUUUAAUUUUAGUUCCAAUCCAAACCAGUAGUCAGUUAGUCCGACUAAACGAUAUAUAAACACAUAAACCGAGAAAUAUUAACUAUUUUUAUACUUUCUACUCUAUAAACUAUGUGUGGAAUCUGAUAUAUAUUUUAGUCGACUAAAUCACUCCUAUAUGUAAGAUAUUUUUUACUAAAACAUGUUCUAGCCUUAUUUAUAUGACAAAUAGUAAAUAAUAAUGAAAUGAAUGAAGACUUGUGAUUGUAAAGAACAAAUGAUUUAAUUUUUAAAAAUAGGGUCGCGUUUAUUUUCUUCACUUGAUUAGUAAAAUGAACGCAUUUGUUUAAAAAAAAAUAGUUCGAAUGAGAUAGAUUACCUUGCGUGAAAUGAUUAUCGGUAAUCAAUAAAAAAAAACUGAAUAGAAAAAGAUUAAGAUACUUCGUCGCGUAAUUAGGAAUUUAAUUUUAACUAAAUAUAAGUAUUUGUUAUAAAAACAAAAACUGUUAAUUUCUUUAUAGGAUAUAGUACUGUAAAAUAAAAACAAUAGAUCAAUUUGAUACCGUCUCACAAUUAAAAAAAUAAUCAAAACACCAGCGCGCAUGAGAUGAUACUUGUCAAUUUUGACAUUUGACUACAACCAAUCAUAAGAGAGUCCACAUUUAGUCCUAAUUUUUGAUUGGCUUGCCAACUGUCAAAAUUGACAGGUGCAAUUGACGGUUAUUAUUUAAGUUUGCAUUACGUGGGAACAUCUACAGGUUACCGCACCUAACCUCAAAAACGGUAAUUCGAGAUCAUUACGAGCCGUUUAUAAAAUCUCCAUUGCCGUGUUUUUAUUACCUGUAAUAUAUAUUAAUGCUGUAAGAAAUUCGGCCACGUUUCUUAAUGAAAAAGUAUGUGAUAUAAUAAAAAAAAAUGGACUCUGUGCUUGAAACGGUUGUAUUCAAGACAAUGUUGUAUAUAUGUAUACGUUACGAUUGAGCGCUAACUUUUCUUUUUAUUAUAACCCUAUUUAUGUACCGCAUAUUCAUUGUUAAAGUUAUAAGAUGUAUAGAAAUUGCAGUUAAUUUUUUUUGCGUCUAUACAGAGUAAAAAUCGGAUUUUUAACCAACUAAAUUUAUUUGCCAUUGCAAUACCCCAUCCAAUGGUAUGUUGGUUGAUAAACGCUCAGUGUUGCCAGCCAAGAGAACUCAGCUAAUUUGUUUUUUAUUCUUAAGCCCUGAAGUGAAAUAAGUUAAAGCCUACUUUAAGGUAAAGUAUGUUUUGUCUCUUUCUGUCAAUUUCAAAUAUUAUAAAGGGCGAUAGUGAUGAAAUAUGUUUUAACAUAAAAUAUGCUUUAUCUUUCUUUUAUAAAUAACGGGAUAAGACUGUGAGUCAAAGUUAUUAUAUGAAGUUUUUCGAUUUUCUAGUAUGAAUUGUGUUGAAAUAUUAAUAUGUUAGCCGAAUCAAUGAAUGUGUAGGUCACGGUGCGUAUAGUACUUUUAAAUUGUUAUGACAUAUUGAAAUAUCAGUAAUUCGCAAUGUCAGUCAAUAAAUUACAAAACGAAUGAGAAUUUCAUUUUAUUUUCCCCCAAUUUGCAAGUCAUUAAACUUGGUUAGUAACAAAGAUAUUAAAACUAAAGACAGCGAUCAAAAUGAGAUAGGAAAUUUUCAUACAUGUUCCAGCUUAUAUCAUACAAUACUGCAAGAUUAGCGUUGUAAAGCCGAGCACGCGAUGAAUGACAAAAGAUAUUACCGCUGUCCUGUUCCUUCUCGUGUAUUUCUGAGCGAGACGAAAGACAUGACGUAGUUUAUAGUUGUCUUUGUCUACGAUUAGGAAUAUAACUUUAAUUUUAAAUCAAUGUAAUGUUCUUAUACCUGUGCUUAUCACACACAGUAUCUUUUCUCCAAAACCUGCUCCAUUUUACUGUUAAUAUUUAAAAACAGAAAAUACACAUUACUUGCCAAGUGAUACUAUAUGAAAGCACUUCGGCUCAAGGCAAAAUGGACAUCAUUCUAAUUGGAUUAAAAAUCGCUUUCCAAAAGCGAGUAAUAAUAAUGAAAUGUCAAAUUUUAGCUCCAAUAUACUUUAGCUUAUAUGUUGUCCAUAAUAAAAUGUACCUAUACUAAAUAUCAAUCUUUAUCAAAAUCAUAUAGGCAUUGCAUAUAGGUAGAAGAAUCAACUUGCACGGACUUGUCAUCGAUUUAAAAUAAAUUUGUUUCGUUUGAAGAGACAAAAAAAUUUUCUUCUUUCUACAAGACUUCGUGAAAUAAAUCAAUUCAUGCAAAAUAUAUGUACCGAACCGUAGAAUUUUUUGUUUGUCUUUCCUUGAUUAUUAUAAUUUUUUUAGUAAAAAUUUAAAAAUAAACCGUAAUGUUCACGUAUUGAUACCGAUUAUAUAGCUCUUGUUCCACAUUUUUGGAUAUUGACGGUUUUCUAAUAACUUUCUUAAUUUGAAAUUGUGCUAUAUAAUUUAUUUUUUUCACAAUUCUGUUGGAGUCCAUCAAUGUAUCUAAAUAAAUAAAAGUAGGUAGAAUAUUGUAAAUAAAUUCAUAAUUACCAUUAAUUGGUUUUAUGUGAUAUAGAUCAGCAACCACUGCAUACUGCAAAACGAAAAAAUAGGGUUUUUUUUUUAUUUCAUGGCUCCAUCGUUCGCCAAAACGUUGAUAUUGCCAACGUCAAGGUUGAGAUUGACACGGAAUAUAACAAUUUAAAAAAUCCGCAUGACAUUAAACUUACAGGUGCAUGUCAUACAAUCAUAAAUACUACCAUUUAAUGCGCCUGAAAAGACCCGGCCCCAUUGCUCCGUCGUCCCAAUGACUAAAUUACUGAUGAUCCGGGCGUUAACGCAACAAGGAUGUCGGAGUAGUGGGGCCGAGACCUAACAAUAUUUUAUUGACGUAGAUAUUAUUACGAGUUUACCUAGGUACCUACCAUUAAAAAAUGAUAUGAACAGCUUGGCAAUAUUAUUAAAAAAAUGCACUUGUCCAGCUGGUAAAUUUUUGCAAUAAAUCGUCUACACAAAGUGGCAUUUUUCCAUGGAAUUAGUACUUAGGUACUCCGGAAGUACUUACUAAAUCCAUGCAUUUUUCAUACAAUGUACCUAUUUAGCUAACAUAAAGGCCGGUGCACAUAGACUACGAAAUCCGCAUGCGCCUUUUAUGUAUGAAAUUGUAAGGCACUUGACUACGCCGCCAUCCAUUAUUCCAUACAAAAGCGAUGUGCAUCAACCUUGUGCCGGCUAUACAUUACCGACGAGAAUGAAUGAACAUUGCGUAGCUUGUAUGAGGGUUUUAUUUACCGCAAUGUAUGCCGAAUUAGACUGGUGAUAGUGUAUAGCCGGCAUUAACACAAUAUGUUGCUCUAUACGUUUUCCAAAGAUGGUAUGUUUAUUUUCUUACAAAAACAGGGGAGUGCCCGAAUGAUUUUGUAAAUAUAGUUUUAAUUGAAAUAAAGCAUUCUUUCUGAAAA
Molecule: messenger RNA, 9208 nt
Organism: Plodia interpunctella (Indianmeal moth)
Lineage: Eukaryota; Metazoa; Arthropoda; Insecta; Lepidoptera; Pyralidae
Gene: CycT
Product: Cyclin T
Exons: 10
Coding region: 1-2379 (792 amino acids)
Biological process (GO): regulation of transcription by RNA polymerase II; positive regulation of DNA-templated transcription, elongation
Cellular component (GO): nucleus; cyclin/CDK positive transcription elongation factor complex
Molecular function (GO): cyclin-dependent protein serine/threonine kinase activator activity
Source: RefSeq, a predicted model, not a curated record